UUAAAUAAUAAGUUAAACGUUCCCAAAGAUACACAUAUCCUUGUCAACUACAAACAUAGCACGAAAAUAAGAUAUAUGUAUAGGAUCUACAAAAUCAAAACUUUAUUAUAACUUUUGCGCACUAUAUAUUCAUCUUCCAACACAACCACAAUUCCACAUCCAACUCUAUCCUCAUCUCCCACAACAAUAUUACAUACAUUCUCUAUUUUCUUUUGCAAGAACAAAAAUAUUAAACAUGUUUCCUUCAACUUCUUUUUCUACUAUUCCUCAAGAAAUCAUAACCAAUCUUCAUUAUUCUAGAAGAUUACUACUCCACUCUUCACCACCAACAAUUGAAGCACCAACACCAACCUACCAAGUCCUAGACCCGAACUCAGGCCAUGGCAACACCGGCUUUGAUGCUAACAUAGUCAUGAUCCUUGCGGUAUUGGUAUGCGCGUUGAUAUGCUCUUUAUGCAUAAAUACCGUGAUAAGGUGUGUGAUCAAGUGCUCAAGUAUUAUUACUGGCGAGCCUAAUUAUUACUUGAACAUAAUUAGUCAUGAUCAAAAGAAGAAAAAAUGUAACGGUUUAGACAAAAGGGCAUUAAAGACAUUUCCAGUGGUGAAGUACCCAAAGGAGGUGGAAAUUCAAGGGUUAGGCACUGAGUGUGUGAUAUGUUUGUCAGAGUUUAAGGGUGGUGAAAAAGUUAGGAUAUUACCAAAAUGCCAUCAUGGUUUUCAUGUUAAGUGUAUUGAUAAAUGGCUUGGUUCAAACUCUUCUUGCCCUACUUGUAGGCAAUCUUUAGUUGAAACUUGUAACAAGAUUAUUGGUUGUGGUAAUGAUCAUCAUCAAAGUACCUCUACGUCGGAAUCAUCAUCGUUGUCAACAACAACGACGACGACAACAACAACAACAAGUGACAUGGUUGUAGUGAGUAUUGUGCCACUUGAAAGGGAAGAUUUGGUAAGAAAUUACAGAAGUGAAGUUGCUCAAAGCUAGCCAAAUUCUAGCUUAGUAGUAUAUUGUAGGUUUUUCUUAAUUUAAAGAUUAGAGUAAAAAAAUUACGGAAAUUUUAGCAAUUAUAAGAUUAAUUGGUUUAGUUGUGCACAACUGCACAUGAUAGAUAUUACAUACAAGUUAUUACGAGCGGUUCCUAAUUGUUCAUCUUGCAAGUGUAUAAACAAAAGAGCAAUAAUUAACAAUUCCCUGCUUUGGCCAUUUAUUAA
Messenger RNA from Chenopodium quinoa (quinoa), 1206 nucleotides. RefSeq names its product RING-H2 finger protein ATL78-like. The record is from RefSeq and is a predicted model, not a curated record. Gene Ontology annotation, molecular function: transferase activity. Lineage: Eukaryota; Viridiplantae; Streptophyta; Magnoliopsida; Caryophyllales; Amaranthaceae. Bases 236 to 979 code for a protein of 247 amino acids. Gene Ontology annotation, biological process: protein ubiquitination. The transcript has a single exon.